AUACGUUUAACACGAGGAAAUGGAAUUCAAACAGCCGUUUAUUGUCAUUGUUGACCGAAAGUUGUCGAGUUUCUGAGUCAAAAUGUGCAGAGCCGUGUUUCUCCUUGCUCUCACCGUGUUAGUGUGCCCAGCUGCGGAGGCGUUGGACAAUGGGCUGGCGCUGAAACCCACCAUGGGCUGGCUGCACUGGGAGAGAUUCAUGUGCAAUACCGACUGUGACAAAGACCCCAAUAACUGCAUCAGUGAGCGCCUGUACAUGCAGAUGGCAGAUGUGAUGGUGAAGGAGGGAUGGAAAGAGGCUGGUUACGAGUACGUCUGCAUCGAUGACUGCUGGCCCUCCCACCAGCGGGAUGCCAAGGGCUGCCUGCAGGCAGACCCCAAGAGAUUCCCUGGGGGCAUCAAGAAACUGGCCGACUAUGUUCAUUCUAAAGGUUUGAAGCUGGGUAUCUAUGCAGAUGUUGGGAAGAAUACCUGUGCUGGAUACCCUGGCAGUUUGGGGUACUAUGAGACCGACGCUCAGACUUUUGCCGACUGGGAUGUGGAUCUGCUCAAAUUUGACGGAUGCUACAUGGACUGGAAGUUGCUGGGAGAAGGCUACAUGAACAUGUCAAGAGCACUGAACAAAACAGGAAGAAGCAUCCUCUACUCCUGUGAGUGGCCUUUGUAUGAGUGGCCUUACAAACAGCCUGACUACAAAGCCAUCCGUGAGACGUGUAACCACUGGCGCAACUUUGCUGACGUGUACGACUCAUGGAGCUCCAUCAAGUCCAUCUUGGACUGGACUGCUUCUCAUCAGGAUAUCAUCGUCCCCUCGGCCGGGCCCGGGGGCUGGAACGACCCCGAUAUGCUCGUGAUUGGGAACUUUGGCCUCAGUCAUGACCAGCAGGAGUCUCAGAUGGCAUUAUGGGCCAUCAUGGCCGCCCCUCUGCUCGUGUCUAAUGAUCUGAGGGACAUCUGCCCUCGCUCCAAGAAGCUUCUUCAGAACACAGACAUCAUCGCCAUCAGCCAGGACCCGCUGGGCAAGCAAGGACUAUGCACUAUCAAGGUGGACAGUUUCGAGGUGUGGGAGAGGCCUCUGUCCAAGAAGCGGCUGGCCAUCGCUGUGCUGAACACUCAGGAGAUCGGCGGUCCUCGGGGGUUUUUCAUCAGAGCGGCUCCUGGCUGGAAGAUCUGUGACCCCCAGUGUAACGUCACACAGAUCCUCCCUCAGUACAAGGACCUGGGUGUUCAGACGCCACAUACCAAAUUGGUUGUAUCCGUUAACCCCUCAGGCACCACUCUACUGUCUGUCACUCCCACCAGCGACUAGGCUGGACUUAUCCUGUAAACCUGGUGUUUAUGCACUUCAUCUGCUUUCACUUGAUUGUCUGGGGUAAAAAUCUGUUCAUCGUUUGAGUAUUUUUGUAAUAAAGAUUGAAGUCUACAUUU
Messenger RNA from Trematomus bernacchii (emerald rockcod), 1428 nucleotides. It is a transcript of the gene gla, whose product is annotated as galactosidase, alpha. The transcript has 7 exons. Gene Ontology annotation, biological process: glycoside catabolic process; glycosylceramide catabolic process; oligosaccharide metabolic process. The coding region runs from base 83 to 1309 and encodes 408 amino acids. Lineage: Eukaryota; Metazoa; Chordata; Actinopteri; Perciformes; Nototheniidae. The record is from RefSeq and is a predicted model, not a curated record. Gene Ontology annotation, cellular component: cytoplasm. Gene Ontology annotation, molecular function: alpha-galactosidase activity.